Ruditapes philippinarum (Manila clam) is the source of this 5258-nucleotide messenger RNA. Its product is annotated as E3 ubiquitin-protein ligase DTX4-like. The transcript has 9 exons. The record is from RefSeq and is a predicted model, not a curated record. Gene Ontology annotation, molecular function: ubiquitin protein ligase activity; zinc ion binding. Lineage: Eukaryota; Metazoa; Mollusca; Bivalvia; Venerida; Veneridae. Gene Ontology annotation, cellular component: nucleoplasm. Gene Ontology annotation, biological process: protein ubiquitination; Notch signaling pathway. The annotation marks the transcript as partial.
UUCAUCUUCCCGAGAAUUCGACGAGAUCAAAACAAAUCGAAAGUAAACAUGGCUGCAGGAGUCGUAGUAUGGGAAUGGCAAAAUGAAUAUGGAGGCUGGAGACCCUAUUCCCCUCAAAUAACUGCUUAUUUGGAAAACAAUAAAAAUUCUCAAGUUCCAUUACAUCUUGGGAGCGUUGAUCCCAUUUUGUAUUUAUAUCAGGUUGAUGUAAAAAAUCUAAACCAAACUAGGCAGGGAACAGGUACACAGCGCCCUAUACGUCGUACAGUAUUACCCUCCUCUAGUCCACUAGCAAAAGGAAUCACUUGGCAAUGGGAGGGGGAUGCUCUAGGAUCCUGGUGUGAUUUUGACAUUGAGAUUAUCAACUUUCUCGAUGAAUGUUACGUUAAAGGACAAACAUUCAUUGAUUUAUCAAAAUCUAAAUUUGUAUUACCGUAUCAUAUUGAUCUGAGUACAAUGACGCAGAAAAGAAUCGAAACGGGACGUGUAAGAAAUAUACAGCGAACUUUUACGUCAGUGUCAUACCCUGCAGAGUCAGGUGUGCCAUUAAGUACUGGUACAAAAAGGCAAUCUGCUGGUAGUACUGGUAAAAGUAGCGCCUCUGCUAAGAGGUCAAGGUCAUCUACUGUGUCAACUGGAGCAGUCAUUACUACUAACACAUUAUCCACUGUACCGGCAAUGACUGUAAACAACAGUGUCAAUUUAUUACAACAUUCAGUGAAUUCUAAUCCAUUGUCAAUAAAUGCGCAUCUUCCUAAUCCAUUUAGCCACAGUCAUCAAGGCCCUAUAACGCGUAGAAGAUAUAUCCAGUCCCAGUCUACUCUCAGCCAGCAGAACCAGUCCAGCAGUUUGGUGCCGCCUCCAAACCAGUCCAUUCCGGUUACAAUUGCUUCAACUUAUUCCGCAUUACCUCCACAUUCUACAUCAAUACCACAGACUUGUUCCUCUUUUAUGACAUUUUCAAGUUUCCAGACAAGUAUGUUUGGUAGCCAAGGAUCCGGAAAUGUUGGUAUGACACCGAUAUUCGGAGGGAGUCACAUGCCAGGUUUCAACUUUCAUCAACCCAGUACAGGCAGUUCAUCUCAACCAGGUCAUUUUCUUCCUGGGAACUUGAACCCGGCUUUACUAUUUUCUAGUGGCAGACAAGGGAGAGUAAGACCAUCUCCAGGAGCCAGUGGAAGUUCAAUUCAACCCUCCUAUGAUAGAAUACCGAACCUUGCCCCUAAACCUGGCAAAAGAAGCAAUAAAACUACAUCUUCAGGUGAAGAUAUCUUACAUGAUUAUGUUGAAAUACUGAAUUCACCACCAGCGGAUGAUGAUUGCUGUAUAUGUUGUGAGAAGUUGAUCGAGGCGUCGGGGCACGGGACAGGAUCACCCGAGGAUCAUGUGGUUUACAAACUCAGCAAAUGUAGUCACAUGUUCCAUAAACUAUGUGUGACAGCCAUGUAUGAUAGCGGUGCUAAGGAUGGUCAUAUGCAGUGUCCCACAUGUAAGACUAUAUAUGGUGAGAAGAUGGGUAAUUGUCCGCGUGGAGAGAUGGAGUACAAGAUUAUAGAUCAUCAUUUACCGGGCUACGAGGAACAUCGUACCAUACAGAUAAUGUACAGUAUCAACAGCGGUACACAGGGACCUGAGCAUCCAAACCCUGGUAAGAAGUAUUCAACUCGAGGAUUUCCUAGGAUAGGAUAUUUACCUGACUGUGAUAAAGGUAGAAAGGUGCUUCAGUUGUUAAUUAUAGCAUGGAAAAGACGUCUGACAUUUACAAUUGGGCAUUCUACGACUACCGGUGAAGAUAAUACUGUAACUUGGAACGAGAUACAUCAUAAAACUGAACUCGGCUCAAAUUAUUCCGGUCACGGUUAUCCGGACCCAAAAUAUCUUGAUAAUGUUUUAAACGAACUAGCAGUACAUGGAAUCACGGAAAAAGAUUUACCUUCUGGUUGAGAGGUCAUGAAUUCCGAGAUAUUUCAACACUUCCGAGAUUUUAUCCACAUGGAUUUUUGGUGAUAUUAAAUAUUUCACAAUCAAGACUAUGUUACUAGUUACUAUGGUACCAGUAACUUUGAUAAAAGCUUGUGUUUUGUAAAGACAACCUGAGUCUUUCAUGUGAACUUUAGAAUAGAUUUUUGAACAUUUACUUUGGUAAUAUAUUAAAUGUUUUCCAACAUCUGCAUUCUUUUAAUGUUUAAAAUGUCAUAGGACUGUUCACUGAAGUCAAUAUUUCUAUGAGCCCCUGUUAUCUAUUUUAGAGGUCAUGUUGUUUUGAUAUACACAUUAGUUGAUUUUGUUGUUCAUUUUUUGUGAGGUUUGCCACCGAUUAUAGGUGCCGAGUCUAUUUUUCAGAUAAUGAUUUAUUUCAGUUUUCUGUUAUCAAUAUGCAGAUUAAGAAUUGAUAUCCAUGCUUAGGUUAGUUUAUGAUCUGUCAGUAGAUGUUAAUUUUAUAUUUUUAUGUUUAAACUGAUAUACAUAACUAGAUUAUAAGCUAAUUUGUGGUGUAUAUGUCAUUGCGCCGCGUCAUGACAAAACCAACAUAAUGGGUUUGCGACCAGCAUGGAUCCAGACCAGCCUGCGCAUCCGAGCAGUCUGAUCAGGAUCCAUGCUGUUCGCUUACAAACCCUUUUACAAGUAGAGAAACUGAUAGCUAAUAGCAUGGAUCCUGAUCAGACUGCUCGGAUGUGCAGUCUGGAUCCAUGAUGGUCGCAAACGCAUUACGUUGGUUUUCUCGUGACGCGGCUCAAUUAUGUUAAAGAUUUUUUUUUAACAAUAAGGUCCAAGUUAGAACAUCUUUCAAUGUAACCUUUACAUGAGUACUUAGAGUUGAUCACACCUGGAAACUCAAUGUAUAAAACAGUUUAGGCCAUACCCUUGUGUUAAAAAUGUGCGUUUCCUUUGCUUUAAAUUAAAAAUGGCUUAUCAUAAUUUUAUUUACGUAUUUUGUUUACUUUUCUAUCUUUAUUUGAUUAAUACAUUACAGUUUUUAUUUUUUAUUCAAAAUAUACAUAUUUUAGAAAUAUUAAUCAUUAUUAUUAUAAGUUUACCUUUAGAAGAAACAGGUAGAGCUAUAUUUAGUAAUUAUGUCAUUAGCUAUAUUUAGAUAUGAUGUCAACAGCUAUAUUUUGUAAUGAUGUCAGUGCUAAAAAAACAAGUAAGACAGUAGGCCUACAGGAUAAAACAGAUUCGGAUCUUUCCUGAUAAUUCCUAUGAAAAUUAUUUUAAAUAGAAAUGAUGCCCGUAUUGAACAAACAAAACAAUUUGAGCUAGUAAAUAGCACAGACAAACAAAAAAACAAAAACAAAAGAAAAACACAUGAAUCUAACAACUGAUGUGAUUAAAAAUGAUCAAAUUAAAUCAUUAAAAGAUAAUGAUUGUAACAGGCAUAUUUUGGUUGCAAUAGCUUCAGUGUUAGUAUUGUUAAUGUCUACAUUAAAGGGAAUCCACUGAGUUUUUUUUUCACAUGAUGGGACUGAAAAUAUUUUUUCCAGAUAAAUGUACCAUUUGAUGUAGGUUUAGACCACUAAUCUGUGUUUAAUAUUCAUUUUUCCAGAAUAUUUAUUCAAAUUGUAAAAAAUGACCCAAAAUGAAGUGUUUAAACGCUAUUCACUCAAAAUUGGCCACGAAAAGCAUAAAAAUGUGAUUUUCAAUUUAUUUCAAGGUAUAUUAUUUAACAAUCUUUGCAUAUAUUUCUGUUUAAAGUGCCCCAGCUCAUUUAUGUAGGAAAAUAAAAUGUUAUGUUUUUAGGGUUUUAAACCUCAGUGGAGUCCCUUUAAGAAUAUUUGUGAAAAUUGUUCAUUGUUGUUAAAGAUAAAGGACAUCACAUUCAUUAUCAUAUGAUAUAUAGAGGAUAUUAAAUGUGUGUAGGUUCAGUACAGAAUUUAUUCAAAAAGUUGAAUAAAAUUAUAAUAUGCAAGAGUCUAGUGAGCAUAAUAUAAUUUUAUUCAAUGAGUUCAAUAACUUUAAUAAUGAACCUACACAAAUAUAAUAUUUUAUUUAUCACAUGUCCAAAGUAAGAACUGUUUACAGUAAAAAAAAUCAUUUUUUCAUUGACACGUUUAUAGUGUAACGUUAUCAUUUACGUUCAUGCUAUGUUUGUAUAAUGCAAAUGACGUUACAAGACUAUAUAUGCAUAGCCAUACAAUACCAAUGACUAUAUAUGCAUAGCCAUACAAUACCAUUUUUAAGCAAAAGCGGCAGGGGUAUGUGAUAAAACAGUUUAAUAACAUAAAUCCAAGAAAUUGUUAUGAAGUGUGCAUUUGAAAAGUGAGCGAAUUGAAAAUUUGUUGUAAUAAUAUAACAGGGAAUGUGGGAUUCUUUUUAUGACAUGAAUAAAUACAUUGACAUUAAUGGAAAAUAAUUUUGUUUCAAGGUUUAAUGUACACUGUUUGGAUAUAAAGAAAUACAUGUAUAUAAUGGUUACAUGACAUGAGUAAACAUGUGCUGUGUCAUGUGAUCAAUUGGAACUGUUACAGUUGUUCAUAAAAUAGGAUCUUAUCCAGGUAGUAUGUUCAUUAAUAUUACGGAAAAGAAAAUAAAAAAAUACAAGUACAUACUGGGUAUGUUACAAACUUCAUGUGCACAUACUUCAGUAUUGCUUGAAUACUGAUACUUUUUAAAAGACAACACAGCAUUGGAUUUUAAGUGAAAUCCAUGUUUAAAUGUACUAAAAUUAUAGUGUUAUUAAAUGAGCGCCGCAAAGUUGGUAUUGGAUUCAUUUAUGUGAGGCAGCUAUCAAGCUAGCAUUUGGAAGGUUGGUGGGUCUACUCAGACGCCACAUUCCACUCCAGUGCUCAUGCCUGAAACAAUGCAGGAAGUGGCAUCUGAGAUCUUCCACCAAUAAAGCUGAAAAUUGCCCUAUGAUAUUUACAGUGUUCAUGUCAAUUAAAUGAAUGAAUAAAAAAUUAAAUAAAUAAAACGUUUUUUGAAAAAUCACAAGGCUUCAAUCACGACAGUGUAUGUAUAUUUCAAGUAUUGCGGUUGAAAAGUUUAUUGAUAAACAGUGUAUGUAUAUUUCUAGUAUUGCGGUUGAAAAGUUUAUUGAUAAACAGUGUAUGUAUAUUUCUAGUAUUGCGGUUGAAAAUUUUAUCGAUAAACUUUGGGACUAACUUGUAUUUGCAUGUACUUAGAGGUUUUAGGUCAGUUUAUAUAUAAAUAUUCUUUCAGUUUUUACAUUUUAUACAAAAAAUCAUUUUGGUUUUCUUUAGUUGUUAAAAUUUUGGAAUAUUUGAGAUGGUUCUCAUAAAAAUAAACAAAGUAAUACUAUA